CUGGCCACGCCCCCUCCUCCUCGUGACCUCACUCCCGCGCAGCUCCGCUAGGGUAGAGGCUGGAGUUGCUCGCUCGUUAGGGUCCCGCGGCUAGCAUCUCCGAGGCCCCGCUUCAGCCACUACUGGAAGGGGUCGAGCGGCACGGCGACAGAGUGCACGCCGCGCGAGCUCAAGAGCAGCGGACAGAGGCGAGUGCGCGACCCAAGGCGGACGCACAGCUCUUUGGGGGAGGUCCUCGGGGCCCUCGGAGUGCGGCGCAGGCAUUGCUUCAUCAUGAGGAAUCUAAAGUUACUUCGGAGCCUGGAGUUCAGGGAUAUUCAGGCUCAAGGGAAACCACAGUGCCUCUCUCUCCGAGCCGAGCAGGCGACAGUGCUCAUCGGCUCAGAACAUGGACUGGUAGAGGUAGACCCUGUCACGAGAGAGGUGAAAAAUGAAAUUCCUCUGGUGGCAGAAGGCUUUCUCCCAGAGGAUGGAAGUGGCUGCAUUGUUGGUAUUCAGGACUUGCUGGAUCAGGAGUCUGUGUGUGUGGCCACAGCCUCUGGAGAUGUCCUGCUUUGUAAUCUCAGCACACACCAGCUGGAAUGUGUCGGGAGUGUAGCCAGUGGUAUCUCUGUCAUGAGUUGGAGUCCUGACCAAGAGCUGGUGCUGCUUGCCACAGGUCAGCAGACCCUAAUUAUGAUGACGAAAGACUUUGAACCAAUCAUGGAACAGCAAAUCCACCAGGAUGAUUUUGGUAAAAGCAAGUUCGUCACUGUUGGUUGGGGCAGGAAGGAGACGCAGUUCCAUGGAUCUGAAGGCAGGCAAGCAGCUUUUCAGAUACAAAUGCACGAAUCUGCUUUGCCCUGGGAUGACCAUAGACCUCAAGUUACCUGGCGUGGUGAUGGGCAGUUUUUUGCUGUGAGUGUUGUUUGUCCAGAGACAGGGGCUCGAAAGGUCAGAGUGUGGAGCCGGGAGUUCGCUUUGCAGUCAACCAGUGAGCCUGUGGCUGGGCUGGGACCUGCUCUGGCUUGGAAGCCCUCAGGGAGUUUGAUCGCAUCUACGCAAGAUAAACCCAAUCAACAGGAUGUUGUGUUUUUUGAGAAAAAUGGACUUCUCCAUGGACAGUUUACACUUCCUUUCUUCAAAGAUGAGGUUAAGGUUAAUGGCCUUUUCUGGAAUGCAGAUUCCACUGUGCUAGCAGUUUGGCUGGAAGAACUUCAGAGGGAAGAAAAUUCAUCUCUAAAAACCUAUGUUCAGCUCUGGACUGUUGGAAACUAUCACUGGUAUCUCAAGCAAAGUCUGCCCUUCGACACCUGCGGGAAGAGCAAGAUCGUGUCUCUCCUGUGGGACCCAGUCAGCCCAUACCGGCUGCACAUUCUCUGUCAAGGCUGGCAUUACCUCUGCUAUGACUGGCACUGGACGACUGACCGGAGCUCGGGAGAUAAUUUGAGUGACAUGGCAAAUGUGGCUGUUAUCGAUGGAAACCGGGUGCUGGUGACGGUCUUCCGGCAGAGUGUGGUUCCGCCUCCCAUGUGCACCUACCGGCUGCAGCUCCCACACUUUGUAAAUCAGGUCAUGUUCUCGGCACGCCCUGAAAAGAGUAACGACCUCGCUGUCCUAGAUGCCACGAACCAGAUUUCUGUUUAUAAAUGUGGUGAUAGUCCAAGUGUAGACUCUACAGUGAAACUGGGAGCUGUGGGUGGAAAUGGAUUUAAAAUUUCCCUUAGAACGCCUCAUCUGGACAAAAGAUACAAAAUUCCGAUUGAGGACAGUGAAGCUGAAGAAGUAAACCCACUGAAGUUCAGCCUGCUCGCCUGGGUUCAGGAAGACAUUUUCCUGGCCGUGAGCCACAGUCAGUCCGGCCCCCAGUCUGCCAUUCACCAUCUGACUGUAGCCCCUUCUGAGACGGACGACAAGCAGGGACAGCUCAAUAUCAGUUCAUCUGUGACAGUGGACGGGGUUAUAAUCAGUCUGUGUUGCAACCCCAAAACCAAGUCAGUAGCCCUGCAGGUGGCUGGUGGCCAGAUAUUUAAGUACCUUUGGGAGUCACCCUCUCUGGCUGUUGAACCGUGGAAGAACCCUGGUGGAUUUCCUGUUCGGUUUCCUUAUCUGUGCACGCAGACUGAACUGGCCAUGAUUGGAGGAGAGGAAUGUAUCCUUGGUCUGACUGACAGAUGUCGCUUUUUCAUCAAUGACACUGAGGUUGCAUCAAAUAUCACUUCAUUUGCUGUAUAUGAUGAGUUUUUAUUGGUGACGACUCAUUCUCAUAUCUGCCAGUGCUUUUGCCUGAGAGAUGCUUCAUUGAAAACAUUGCAGGCAGGUCUGAGCAGCAGCUACGUGCCUAAUGGCGAGUCUCUACGGAAGGUGGAGAGAGGUUCACGCAUUGUCACUGUUGUGCCUCAAGACACAAAGCUUAUAUUACAGAUGCCAAGGGGAAACUUAGAGGUUGUUCAUCAUCGAGCCCUGGUUUUAGCUCAGAUUCGAAAGUGGUUGGACAAACUUAUGUUUAAAGAAGCAUUUGAAUGCAUGAGAAAACUGAGAAUUAAUCUCAAUCUGAUUCACGAUCACAACCCUAAGGUGUUUCUUGAAAAUGUGGAAACCUUCAUAAGACAGAUAGACUCUGUGAAUCAUAUUAAUUUAUUUUUCACAGAAUUGAAGGAAGAAGAUGUUACAAAGACCAUGUAUCCUCCACCAGUCCCGAGCACUGUUCCACGGCCCAGCGAUCCUGAUGAGAAGAAAGUAGACCUCAUCUGCGAUGCUAUGAGAGCAGCCAUGGAGAACAUAAACCCUCGCAAGUACUGCCUGUCAAUACUCACCUCUCACGUGAAGAAAACUACCCCAGAGCUGGAGAUGGCACUGCAGAAGGUACACGAACUCCAAGGAAAUGCUCCACCAGUCCCUGAUGCUGUGAGCGCCGAGGAGGCCCUAAAGUAUUUGCUGCUUCUGGUAGAUGUCAAUGAGCUAUAUGACCAUUCUCUUGGGACCUAUGACUUUGAUUUGGUCCUCAUGGUAGCUGAGAAGUCACAGAAGGAUCCCAAAGAAUAUCUUCCAUUUCUGAAUACACUUAAGAAAAUGGAAACGAACUAUCAGCGGUUCACUAUAGAUAAAUACUUGAAACGAUAUGAGAAGGCCAUUGGCCACCUAAGCAAAUGUGGACCGGAGUACUUCCCAGAAUGCUUAAACUUAAUAAAAGAUAAAAACUUGUAUAACGAAGCUCUGAAGCUCUACCCACCGAACUCGCAGCAGUACCAGGACAUCAGCAUUGCUUACGGGGAACACCUGCUGCGGGAGCACCUCCAUGAGCCGGCAGGUCUCCUGUUCGCCCGCUGCGGUGCUCACGAGAAAGCUCUCAGCGCCUUUCUGGCCUGUGGCAGCUGGCAGCAAGCGCUGUGUGCAGCGGCGCAGCUUCACUUGCCCGCAGAGCAGCUGGCUGGCCUGGGCAGGACUCUGGCAGGAAAGCUAGUUGAGCAGAGGAAACACAGUGAUGCGGCCACAGUUUUGGAACAGUACGCUCAGGACCAUGAAGAAGCUGUGCUCGUGCUGCUAGAGGGAGCUGCCUGGGAAGAAGCUCUGAGACUGGUACACAAAUAUAACAGACCAGAUAUUAUAGAAACCAACAUAAAGCCUUCCAUUCUAGAAGCCCAGAAAAAUUAUAUGGCAUUUCUGGACUCUCAGACAGCCACAUUCAGUCGCCAUAAAAAACGUCUACUGGUGGUACGAGAGCUGAAGGAGCAGGCCCAGCAGGUGAACCUGGAUGAUGAAGCACCCCACGGUCAAGAGUCAGAUCUCUUCUCUGAAACCAGCAGUGUCAUGAGUGGCAGAUACUCUCAUAGUAACUCUAGGAUAUCAGCGCGAUCAUCUAAGAAUCGGCGCAAAGCGGAGCGGAAGAAGCACAGCCUCAAGGAGGGGAGUCCGCUGGAGGAUGUGGCCCUUUUGGAGGCACUGAGUGAAGUGGUGCAGGGGACUGAGAAAUUGAAAGAUGAAAUAGGCCAUAUUUUAAAGAUGCUCUUUCUCUUUGAGUUUGAUGAGCAAGGAAGGGAGUUACAGAAGGCCUUUGAAGAUACUCUGCUGUUAAUGGAAAGGUCACUUCCAGAAAUUUGGACUCUCACCCCCCAGCAGAGUUCAGCUACACCUGUUCUAGGUCCCAAUUCUACUGCAAAUAGUAUCAUGGCCUCUUACCAACAACAGAAGACUUCAGUUCCUGUUCUUGAUGCUGAGCUUUUUAUGCCACCAAAGAUCAACAGAAGAACCCAGUGGAAACUGAGCCUUCUAGACUGACCGUGACCUCAGCUAGAGGCUCUGGCAGAGAAAGCUGUCUUCCUUCUGCUCCUCACUCCUCGAGGCCUGGCUGUGGGAACUGGGAAGAGAAGACCAUCUGCCUUAGCCUUGAGGAGAUCUGCUCUGUACAGCGGACCUCGGCAGACACAAAUUCUGUUUUAUUUUGCAUGUAAUUGUAAUCAUUAGCAAGACUGUAAGCUUCAACCAAUAGAGCAUCAUUUUGUAAAAGUUACUGUUCUUUUACUCAGUGCUGGUUGAGAGCAUAUUUCUGGUAUUUAUGGUAAUGAGGACAUUGGGUUUGGUUCGUAGCCACGGAUCUGAAUCAUAUUGGGACCACAAAUAAAUCAUAGAAUUGAUUUGUGCCUCAGUUAAUUGGGAAUAAUAUUUCGUGGCUUCUAUCUCAAGUGUGAAGAAAAGUAAAAUAAUGUUUUAAAAUUGUUUUAUGUUCCUUGAGGAAAGCAUUAUGUAUAAACAACAUGGCUAUUAGUGGUCUCAACAUUUGGUCAGAUUCAAUCAUUUAAAUGACUUCUUCACCUUGGAUUAAGCAGAAUGAAAAUCGAAAUCUAUUCUUGAAUGUUCUGAGAUUUCCUAUGUUGACAGUAAUAUCUUACCAGGUGAUACGCUUCCAGUUACAACCAGUUUGAGCCUCCCGUCACUACACUGUCCACAGGGACUGAUUUUACUGCCUGUGAAUGUUCUGCUAGAAUUAGCAGUGUCAGAACUGGAACAGUCUAGGAUUUCUGAAACAGUAUUGUGCACGUUUGGGAUGGUGAGCAGCAUGCAUCAGAUGGCAUGCACAGGAGUGAGUUACUCCUUUUCCUCCAAAUGUUGCUUCUUUUAACAGUGUUUUUGUCAGUGUCUAGGCCAUUUCAUUUAUUUUUCUUUAUGGUGCUUAACUGACUUCUGUCUUUUAGUUAUUUUCUUUGGAAGAAAUGGAGUUGUUUUCCCUUUUCAGUGAGUCUAGAAAAAGCUUAAUUCAUUUUGACAACAACCGUUUUGUUGCUGAGUUCUUGGGUAAGGCUAACAGUCUCUUCCAUGCUUUUAAUAUCAGAACCAGACUUGUAUUUCUCUGUGUAAGCUAACAGUAAGUGCUGCUUUUGAUCCUCAGAGUGUGGACAUACCCAGAACUGUGUAACCAAAUAAAUCUUUCCCUAAUAUAGUGAAAUGUAAACUGCAGAAUCUAGGUGCGUUCACUGUAUAAUUCAGUUUUUUGUUUGUCUGAAAAUGUUCACAAAAUAAUAGAAAAAGAAGAUCUGUAAUUAAGUGCACAACAUCGAGAGGCUGCAAGUGCUUUGUGACUACCCACAUGACAUUUUAAUAUAGUGUUCUUGCUAUAGAUAAUAGUAGAGGGAUCCAUGCUGAUAGAAGUGAACAUGUCUUGAUAAUGGCGUGACUUUGCAUGGAAAUUCACUUUCCUUAAAAUAAUGAAGCAGCAAAAAAUAA
Capra hircus (goat) is the source of this 5700-nucleotide messenger RNA. RefSeq names its product inhibitor of kappa light polypeptide gene enhancer in B-cells, kinase complex-associated protein (gene ELP1). Gene Ontology annotation, cellular component: cytosol; elongator holoenzyme complex. Gene Ontology annotation, biological process: tRNA wobble base 5-methoxycarbonylmethyl-2-thiouridinylation. Gene Ontology annotation, molecular function: protein binding; tRNA binding. Lineage: Eukaryota; Metazoa; Chordata; Mammalia; Artiodactyla; Bovidae. The record is from RefSeq and is a predicted model, not a curated record. The transcript has 37 exons. The coding region runs from base 274 to 4257 and encodes 1327 amino acids.